Messenger RNA from Homalodisca vitripennis (glassy-winged sharpshooter), 1006 nucleotides. RefSeq lists its product as uncharacterized. Gene Ontology annotation, cellular component: large ribosomal subunit; mitochondrion. The record is from RefSeq and is a predicted model, not a curated record. Gene Ontology annotation, biological process: translation. The coding region runs from base 391 to 951 and encodes 186 amino acids. Gene Ontology annotation, molecular function: structural constituent of ribosome. The transcript is spliced from 4 exons. NCBI's taxonomy places the organism in Eukaryota, Metazoa, Arthropoda, Insecta, Hemiptera, Cicadellidae.
UGAAUACACAUAACCUAGUAAAUCUCAUAGAGACCAAGUGGGAACUCAAGUUAAUUUCAUUUCAAAGUGUCCGUUUUUAGUAAUUAGUACAACUAGCAAAAAUAGUUUCCUGAAGAGAUUUUGAUUAUUGUACGUGUCAGCUCAGUAAUAUUCUCCUGUUAACAUUAAUAAUUAUUAAGAUAUUUGCUCAGAUAACUAAUUAUCAUUUGGGAUUCAGUGGUAUACUUCAUCUUCAACAACUCUUUCUGAGCAGAGUGAUUUUCUUCCAGUUGUCUUCCACCUCAGCAAUCAGUGAAUUGGCUCUUGUAGCCUAGUCCAAGGCUUAAAGAUUUGAAUUGAUCGAUUUAAUUUUGGAGACCUAUCUGUUAAAAACCUACCAACGUUACAAAAAUGUGGACUCUAAUUUCAAACCAUACGAGGAAUUGUUGUAGGAAUAGAUUAUUUAGUACAUCGAGUGGUUUAAACAGUAUUAGAAAGAAGCACCCAGAUUGGCCAGAGGAAGGAAUACAAUAUCAUGGAUUUAAGUAUUACCCACGACCGGGUGAGGUGGACCCUAUCAUCAAACCGGCCAAACUGUUUAUGGUUCAGAGGAUCCAGUCUCUGCGAGGUCAACCGUAUUGGGUUAAGGAUAUCAUAGAAGAGUUGGAAUUACAUAAGGAUGAAGUAGACAAAGCUGUUGUCAAGAACACUCCCGAAAUGAACAAGAAGUUAUGGAUCGUAAAACACAUAAUAAAAAUAAUACCAAUUACAUACCCGUACGGUGAGCCGCAAGAGGGUGACCAGGGCUACCUGAACGACAAGGGACAGUAUAUCCUGACCAAGAAGAUCGGUGCCGGAGUAGACGAAGGUAGACUGGAGGCCUCUCACCGAUUCUUCAAGGACCCUCUGCGCAUGGAUCCAGACACCAUGAAGAGCAAGUUGAGGGACAAGUGGUUGACAUCCAGGAAGUAGUUAAAGGAUUGUAGUUGUCGUUGUUAUUAUUGUAUAUAAAGAUUGUACGGUAACA